AUGAGCAUCAAACAGUACUCCACGGAUCCAGAGGAGCUUCAGAAGUUCUAUGCCGAGCCGGACAAGAGGCAGCCUGACGCCCACCUCGAGCGACGACCUUCGGGAGCCCAUGGCAGCUUUGGCAACUUGGUCGUCCGCGCCGGGAAUGUCAAGUUGCAGACGCCUCGGGCCAUCCCCGCGCCGAAGUCCAGGCCGACGUGGGCUUCGCAGCGAUGCCAGAGGGAGAUGAUGUGCAGGGAUGACAGUGGCAGCAUACGGUUGGUGAGCACGCGCUCAAGCAAGGGAAAGAGCAGGUGUCAGAGCUAG
Pyricularia grisea is the source of this 306-nucleotide messenger RNA. RefSeq lists its product as uncharacterized. The coding region runs from base 1 to 306 and encodes 101 amino acids. The record is from RefSeq and is a predicted model, not a curated record. The transcript has 2 exons. Lineage: Eukaryota; Fungi; Ascomycota; Sordariomycetes; Magnaporthales; Pyriculariaceae.